CAUGUAGCAUUGGGGCGGAUUAGAACCUAAAAGCCUCAAGACGUCGAGGAAGAUCCUCAGUUUGGAAGAGAGUGCUGACGUUCAGGGACUGGAUAGCAGGCUGUAAGAAAGUGUCCUGUUGGGCGUUUUAAUUUAUUCAGCCUUGGCCAUCUCCACUUGAUCGUCAAACUAACUCCUCUGGGAUAGACAAAAUUUGAUACCUCAUCGUAUUGUUGAUUGUAAUUGAGUUUCCCAUCAUCUCAAAGUGGUUGGCCUGUCUCCUGGGGGGAAAGCCAUAUCCCUUGACAAGAAGACGAACAAAAGAGCUCUCAAGGAAAUCAGAUCGUUGUGCUGCACUCACUUUUGUGGAUUGCGAGCAACCUGUUCCGCCGACACCAGAGCCCUUGUUGUUAUCUUUCUUCUGCCCCUUGAACUAAUUAGAAAUCUCCCGAAGAUUGCGAGGGUGAAACCCCAACAACAAACAACAAGCCGGUCUAUCCUCCUGCUUCUGAUCCUUGGGCAAUUGUCCAAUCUGUCCACCUCCUUGCACCUCUUGUGGAGUUCGGGCAAAUAGAAGCUCCCUGAAAAGCUGUAUCCUGUGUUUUUUCUGCUGUACUAAGCCGAGGUUUGUUCCCGGGUAUAUUUCCCCAGAGCAAAGUACACGGAGCAACUGCCCAGUGACAAGUGGAACCAGCGUUCUUUCGAUAGUGUCAGCAAGUUUGGCUAUCAUUGCGCAAAGAAGAGCGUCGAAGACGAGUUUCACGGCGGUAGUCAAGCCACUUCGAGUCAGACAUCAUCAGGAAGAUAGGGAUCUGAGGCUCCUCAGAUCCUCUUUAUACAUUCAUUCCACUUGACUGACUUAAGCCUACACAAGUUAUAACCAAGCAGAGCGAAGACGGCGAUUGAAGUGAUCGUUUGAGGGCGAUAACCAAGCCAAUAUUAUUGGUGAAGGUCCAAUGAAAGCUAACCCCGUGUGUGAUCGCUUGCUUACCCAUGUUCCCGAGUGUGUAAUACUCCUGAGAACACAAGAAGCUUCGUAAUCGUAACGAAUGCUUGACGUCUUCGAUCCUUGAGACGCCGGGUACCUGUUCACUGUCUACGAAGUCUCACCUUUGAGGAUUGAGGCUAGCCCAUAUUCCCUGAAGAAGCCAGGGUGGACGAGUUUACACCAAACAUAAACAACGUAUCUGUCUGAGGCUUUCAAACACACAAGUGCUGGUGGUCAAAAGGACCAAGUCUGAAGUAGUUUGUCGGAUAAACAACCCGAGGAGGCUGCACGAUCCAAACAAGUUUGGAGGAAGCUCCUUCUUAUUGAAUUACCGUCGGUGAGCAGACUGAUCGGUUGUUACUCUCUACUUCCAUUGAUUACUUUGGUUAGCGGUGACCAACAACCGAGAUGGGAUACCAAGGUUGAAAAGCUUGGCCAAAACUCCUUCAGCAGGGGCUUUGAUCGAAAGUUGUGUCUACAGUUAUCUAUCUAUUCAAGUGGUCUCUCGUUUGUGUUCACUUCGUGAUUUGGAUAUAUCGUUCCCAAAGUACGGCCAAACCGACUCUCGUCGCAUUUCACCCAAGUCGAAAGGGCUAAAAAGGGCAGGUUUGAAUUUCCAAGAGGACCUUCUUCGUUUCUCCCCUUCUGGCUCCUUGUCCUUCUCUGAUUCAGUUUUGAUCUCCUCCACUGAAGAAGGUUGAAAGGCCACGAUCGACGGAGACUACAUUUUGAAGACCCAUGCUAAGGUUCAGCCCGGCCGAGCGGUCCAAUCAAGUUUAGCAUGCUUUGGGAAUCCAUUGGUGCAUGAAAAAGAAAUCUUCGAUCCUUUCGCGGCCGCAAGCAUACCCCAGGGCUUGUUGAUUAUUGCAGAUAGGAGAAUCGACCGCUACACUGCAACUCAAUUCUCACUCUGGCUUGACUGGAGACUUGGAAGUGUUCCCCGAUCUCCAAUUAGGAUUGCUUGUUUUGUACCAGAGCCUGGUCGUUCCGUGCCGUAAUACAAGACAAUUUCGUUUGCCGUUGCGGACCCUUCUUAUACCCACACCAUUGGGGAAUGCCAGACACAAUAGUUCUGUCAAAGACAAUGGAUGUGGGAUUUAAUUCAGCCGGCCGAGUUGGCUACAGUCCUGGUCCUUCCUCCUCCAUUAGGAGCCGGAGCAUUCCCCAUUCCGAGAGCUUCUCUACCACGGAUCCUGCCAAGUUGACGGAUCAAGAGCUUGAUUGCCUGAAAGAGGCCUUCUCUCUCUUUGAUGCCGACCACGACGGGGAAAUCACGGUGGGCGAGCUUAGCCGGGUUAUGAGAAACCAUGGGCUCAAUCCCACCGAUGAGGAACUCAGUGAUAUGAUUCGGAAUGUGGACAAGAACAGCAACGGUGCCAUCGAUUUCAACGAGUUCAUUGAGAUGAUGCUAAGGCGCGACUCACGCAUAGAGGAGGAUGUGGCUCAUGCCUUCCGAGUGUUCGACCGCGACGGAGACGGCCUCAUUUCCGCCGAAGAGCUCCGUCUCACUAUGAACAACCUGGGAGAGCCCCUCACCGACCAAGAAGUUAGGGCCAUGAUUGACGAGGCCGAUCUCGACGGGGACGGGCUAAUCAACUUCCAAGAGUUUGCCCGCCUUAUGCAGGCCCAAGCUGGCAUGUCGGCAUCGGCCUCGACGCCAAAACUGAAUGGAAAGGAGGCCCACCGAUAUUAGCCACCCCCCUUCGUCUCCAUUUGUCAAUCAAAACUUUCCCCCAAAGCGCCUCAUCCUCAUGACUCACCCGGUCUUAAUUCGACCCAAUGCAACGUCUUUUUUCUAGAGCAACAAGAAGCUCCGAGCUUCCAUCGCCUCGCUCGAUCGACCCACCGUUGAGGCUGUGAAGAGAUUUCGGCCUCAAUGGUUCCACCGACUUUGUCCCUUGCCAACAACGAAGCGACCAAGAAACAAUGCCAAGAGAUUGAUCAUUCUGCCUGGAACGGAUAUAGACGACCAAGCCAACCUAGAGCUCGCCAUCUUUUCACACUGGAUAGAUGGAUGGAUGGAUAGAUGGAUGGAUGGAUGGAUGGAUGAUGGUCGUUCGAUUGGUUCCAGCUCAAUUUCCAAUAUAUACCAUGUCUUCCCAAUUUCCUGUUCAGGCUGGACUUUCAAGCUCAAACAAGAACAUUAUGUUUGUUUUCGCACUGUCCUCUUCUGUUUGAUUCUCUCCAGUUCUCGAUGUGCCAGCAUUUGUUCCUUUCCUGCCGGAACAAGAGUUCCCCGGAAGUGAUUGAUUCUCAAUUACAACCACUCUGAUUCUUCUUCUUCUACUUGUUCCACUUUCGCCGCCAGCUUCUUUCAGUGUUCCAAGGAGUCUUGUUUCCUUGACAGAUCAUCAUUUUCAAGUUGUCUGGGUGUCUGCUUAUUUGGUUGGUUUCAUCAUGAAAUUAAUUGUCAAUGUGUACUGUAUCAUUCAAGACCAACACGUUGUUGGGUAUUCCGUGAACAUGUUUGAAUACUAUCUCGAGAGCUGUGAGCUUGUCCUUGGCUUGGUGAGCACCUGUUGUUUCUUCGGCCACUCGUUGGACGCCAGAUCCGAUAAUGUCGCCUUGAAAUCUGAAUGGGGGUGAAGGGUGUGAAUAAGAUGAGUAGUUGGAACGACAACAACAAAAGAACACAUUAUAUUGUACGUUAUUAAUGCUGUAAUCAUGCUAUUAUUGUUAACGUUGCCUUACCAACGAAGCGUGCAUACAUGAGUAAUUAACGGCACUUAGAUUCAGCUGCUUCCAAUUGUUACCUAUGACAAAUAUACACUUUUAAUUACAUUCAACUAAUAAUGCGAGUAUGCGCUGAACGAUGAGAAUCAAACCUUUCCUGACUACAAUAACAUUUUCUUUACCAAUUAUGUUAUGCAAACACGUUAUGCACCAAAUAAUUGCCCGCCCAGGAUUCCGAUCUCGUCCACAAAGGCAAAGAAGUGUUUUCUUGUUAGAGGCAAAUUGGCGACAUUUGCGCAUGUUUUGUGCUGAUGAAAAGUUCGAAAUAAACAAAAUUUUCCGAUUAUUCA
Molecule: messenger RNA, 3990 nt
Organism: Tigriopus californicus
Lineage: Eukaryota; Metazoa; Arthropoda; Copepoda; Harpacticoida; Harpacticidae
Product: neo-calmodulin-like
Exons: 2
Coding region: 2022-2660 (212 amino acids)
Molecular function (GO): calcium ion binding
Source: RefSeq, a predicted model, not a curated record